Molecule: messenger RNA, 2279 nt
Organism: Cuscuta campestris
Lineage: Eukaryota; Viridiplantae; Streptophyta; Magnoliopsida; Solanales; Convolvulaceae
Source: the annotation of a GenBank genome assembly
CCGAUCCCUAUAUUUACUCUUACUGUCUCACAGUUACCCUAUCUCUCUCUUCUCGUCAACAAAGCCUAGGGUUUCUGAAGCUAUUUAUCGCUCUCCAAGGGGUUUGAACUGAGUCAAUUCCAGGCUUGUAAACCGAGUUUAUCUAAUAGACAACAGGGACCUUGUAGCUUAUUGAUAUUUAUCUAGUUAGUUUUAUAGAGGUAAGGGUUCUCUGCAAUGAGGAACUCAUGGGCGGAUUUGGUUGAUAAUGCAGCACCUGGUAAUGCUGGAACUAGUGGUGGUAGUGGAGCUCCGGCAUCCACCAGGAGAUCUGCUUAUGUGCCCCCUCACAUUCGGAACAGACCAGCUGCAGCUGCAGCUCCACCUCCAGUUCCCACACAGGGUGUUCCACAGGCUCGCAAUGACAGGUUUAGUGGCGGUGGAUCUGCAAGUGGGCCAGUGUGGAAUGGUCCCAGAUCUGAAUAUGGGCCCCAAUGGUAUGGUGGUGGCCGUGGUGGUGGUGUAUGGGGCGGGAGAGGUGGUGGUCGGGGCAGAGAGCAGGAGGUGAACCCAUUUGGUAGUGAUGAAAUUGAUGGUGACGAGGUUCCUCCAACUGAACAAGAGAAUGGAGGGAUCAACUUUGAUGCGUAUGAGGAUAUUCCAGUGGAAACAACUGGAAAUAAUGUCCCCCCUCCUGUGAAUACUUUUGCAGAAAUAGACUUGGGGGAGGCCCUUAACUCGAAUAUUAGAAGAUGCAAAUAUGUCAAGCCAACUCCUGUCCAGCGUCAUGCAAUCCCCAUUUCUCUUGCUGGAAGAGAUUUGAUGGCUUGUGCACAAACUGGAUCUGGAAAGACAGCUGCUUUUUGUUUCCCAAUUAUUAGUGGAAUCAUGAAAGGGAGUUUUCCUCAGAGGCCACGUGCAGGGCGAACUGUGUUUCCUCUUGCUCUAAUUCUUUCACCUACAAGAGAGCUCUCAAUGCAGAUACAUGAAGAAGCAAAGAAGUUCUCUUAUCAAACUGGCGUCAGAGUGGUUGUGGCUUAUGGAGGGGCACCAAUGCAUCAACAGCUCCGAGAACUUGACAGAGGAGUUGAUAUUCUUGUGGCAACUCCGGGGAGAUUAGUUGAUUUGCUCGAGAGAGCCAAAGUUUCUCUAGAGAUGAUAAGAUAUUUGGCCCUUGAUGAAGCAGAUCGUAUGCUUGAUAUGGGGUUUGAGCCUCAAAUCAGAAGGAUAGUGCAGCAAAUGGAUAUGCCCCCACCUGGUGUAAGGCAGACUAUGUUAUUCAGCGCCACAUUUCCUAGGGAAAUUCAGAGACUUGCAUCUGAUUUUCUUUCAAACUAUCUAUUUUUGACGGUUGGACGAGUUGGUUCCAGUACUGAUUUGAUUGUUCAGAGAGUUGAGUUUGUUCAAACUCACGACAAGAGAAGCCAUCUUAUGGAUCUUCUUCACGCACAUAGGGCAAAUGGUCUUAAUGGGCAGCAAGCUUUAACAUUGGUGUUUGUGGAAACAAAGAGGGGAGCAGAUGCAUUGGAACACUGGCUCUGUACUAAUGGGUUUCCUGCAACUUCUAUUCACGGCGAUAGAUCACAACAGGAAAGAGAGUUUGCAUUAAGAUCAUUUAAGAAAGGGGAUACUCCCAUUUUAGUUGCAACGGAUGUUGCAGCGCGUGGCCUUGACAUUCCUCAUGUUGCCCAUGUCGUCAAUUUCGAUCUCCCUAACGACAUUGAUGAUUACGUGCACCGGAUAGGAAGGACAGGCCGUGCUGGCAAGAGCGGAUUGGCCACGGCAUUUUUCAACGAAGGUAACGUCUCAUUGGCCAAACCUUUGGCUGACUUGAUGCAAGAGGCUAAUCAAGAGGUACCUGAUUGGUUGGCUCGUUAUGCUAGUCGUUCUUCUUAUGGUGGUGGUGGUAGAAACAGGAGGCCUGGUGGGAAUCGUUUUGGUGCCCGAGACUUUAGAAGGGGCGGCGGAGGUGGUGGCAAAGAUUAUUAUGGCGGUGGCGGAGGUUAUAGUGGUGGUUAUGGCGGAGGAUAUGGGUCUGGAGCAAACAGUGCAUGGGAUUAGGGGUUUUCGUUUACAUUGUUUUCAUCAUUAUUAUGUACUCUGAUAAUAAUAUUAGGACUCAAAACACUUGCAAUACGAGAAAAUGGUGUGCUUUUUGAAUAUUUUUUCCCCAAAUGAUUUAAAAGUGAAAACCAUACUUUGGGGGAUGGAGUAGAGAGCCUUGAAGACAUGAUAAUUUUCAAGGUUUGUGUUUUUUGUUUUGCAACACGAGUCUUUCUAAUGAUGUUUUGGUGUCUUUU